AUGAAGAGACCAUCUUUAAAUACCUAAUAACUUCAUCUUAAGCAUCCACACCCAAGUUCAACUAAGAACUCCACCAAAGCUUAAAAAUCGUCAGAAAAGUCUUAGCCUAAGUUGCAACUGCAACUGAAAGAUUUGACUAUAAUCCAAGAGAAACAAAGAAAGCAUACUCCGAAAAUGGGCAGAAAUAAUUCUAAGAUUGGCGAUACUCCUUCGCACAAAAACUUCAACUAGAAUACUUCCUCUUAGAACUCCUUCUUUUACCCUUCAAAUAACAUUAAAUAGAACCUAUUUCAGGCAAAACUUGAAGCUGAGAACCUUAAAUCUCUUACUGAUACUGAAGACUAUCAAAAUGGAAAAGACAUUCCUAUUACUAAUAGGCAAGUUUUGAAGUUACUAGGUCGAAGAAGAAUAUAAUCUUCCUCUUCGUCUAGACAGCCCUCUGCUAGUGUAAUCAGUAGUGAUCACAAAAAAUCUAAAAUUGGUGGUAUAGGAGGAGGUUUAGGAAUAGCCAGUGCAGUAAUGCUUGAAAAGUAUAGCUUUUCCAACUCCAAUAAUUCUUCAUUCCCCAUUUCAGUUAAGAAUAAUUUGGAUAAGUCUAACAUUACUUAAAACCUAAAUGAUACCUAGACCUGCAUAAGUCUAUCAAAAGCCUAAUUAAAACCAAGAAGGAACAAAUCUAAAGCAGCUUUAACAUAAGAUGAUCCAAAAGCAAGUAAAAAGCAGCAAACAUAGCUUCAGCAAGAAUAUAAAUUGAUGCAAAAACAACUCAUUCACUCACAAGGAUAGUUAAUUAAGACUUAAGUUAAGUAUGAAAAGAUAAAGAAAAUUAAAAAAUAAAUGGAAAAGGAACUAGAGGCAUAAAGGUUACAGAUAAAUCAAAACCCCAAUGAGCUCUACCCACUACUAGCAGCUCUGAAAACCUAGGUCUAUGAUGUAAUGGAAAACAAUCAUUUCUUGAGCUAAAAAAGAUUCAUAAAGCAACUUCAAAUUACUCUGGAUGGGAUUUAUGAAUAAUUAGGUGCUGCUUAAUCUAGUGGCCAUACAACUGCAACAGAGGAUCAUCGCAUGCUCCAAAUACCUAGCUUUACACAGUUGAAUUUGCAAUAGAAUAACACACUUUAAAGUCAGGAAAAUCAAAGAUUUAGAAUAAAUAGUAAUAGGUUACCAUCUGGAUAAACACAAAGCUAGACCUAAUUUUUAAAAAUUAAUAUGAAUUCUUAAUAGUAGCAACAGUAUGAGGCAUAGAUAAAUGAGCUAUCAAAUUAAAAUGAAGAGAUGCAACAAAAGAUAAGUCAACUUGAAUAGUAAAUUCAGCAAUAAAAAGAUAAUGAGAAGAAUCAAAUAGCUCAUAUAAGAUAGGCAUCCAACUACAGCCAGCAAAGUGAUGAUGUAACGUAAACUUUGCAGAAAUACGCGGCAAUUGUAACCAAAGUUCACCAGAAAUUAAAGGAAAUAGGAGUUAAACUUGAAGAAGUUGAAUAAGGAAAACGAAGGAAGAUUAGAGAAGUUAGAAAGAAAAUGGAGUAAGAGCUAAACAUAAUGAAAGAAAGAAAUUAGAUUCUAUUUGUAUAAUCCAAAGAUCUUGAAGAAUAAUUGGACAAAUCAUUGAGCAAAGUAGAAGAGCUAAAUGAAGAACUGGCAAUUUUGAACUAAGACAAAGAUAUCAUAACUAAAUAAAUAGAUAAACUUCAAGAGAUCAAUGAAAGGCAGGAGAACUUUAUUGCACUUCUUUAGCAAUAAAUAAGACAAGGCAAUGAAAGUUCCAGUUCAGGAAAUGCUCCAUUAAUGGGAUUAGAUCGAUCUUAUUGUGCCUCCUCAGUUCUCAGCCAAAAUCAAAUGUGGAAUAAUGGUCUUGGUAGUGCCCUUGGCAACCCAUAAUGGAAUGAAGGAGCACCAAUCUAGGACAUUAGCGAAUUAACAUCAAAGAGCUAGAUUGAUGAAAGAUCAAGUUCUAUCGGAGCAGACAUCAAAAUCAUUCAAAUAUCUUAAUCUCCAAAUAUCUCAAUUAACUAGCAUAACGGGAUGAAUAAUUAACACUAUGCUUAGCCAUAUAAGUCUAAAAGCAAAAGAAGAUAAUAGAACUAGCCAUCUAGCCAGCUAAGUAACUAUAAUAAUAGCAAUGGUGGUAUGGGCUCAGGUACUGUAAAUUCAUUCAAUCCCAGAAAAUAAUCACUGUAUCAUCAUGCUCACAAUGCCUCGAAUUUCUAUAACUGCUAGCAUGAUUUUGCUGGAACAAGUAUAGUCUCUGUUAUAAAUCCGAUAUUGGCUGAGGAACAGGCAAGUGAAUUCUCUAAUUCUGAGGAGAAGAGACUGUUUUAUAAGAGGAGAAAUUCAUCUUCUGUUGCUCAAUAAUGGUAAGCUUAACAAAGAAGAACUAGCAGUGGUAUGAGCGGAGUUAAUGUAAGCAACUAUUUAUAGUACUAGAAAAAUGAGACCAUGUCUUACAAUUAAAAUCCCAGUAGCAAUGCAAUUUAAAAUUCUAGGAACUAAAAUUAAUAAGCUGUUUAGUCAGCGACUACCUAGCAGCCGAAAGGAAGUCUAAUAAGGCAGCAUAUAGAUUCAAGCUCAAAAAUGAGUAGAAACGAAGCUAAUGGUCACCAAGCAAGGACAUCCUCAAAGACCAUGACUUUUGCUGAGAGAUCAAAAGGUCCUCGCAUUGUGGGUCAUCUCGAAGAUAUCGUGGAAGACUAUCAAAGACAUGAAGAGGAAUUAACUCUGAGAGAGAAUUAAAACUUUUAAAAUCAAGCAACACAUUUCCAAUUCAUUUAAAAUAGUAAAGAUCAAAACAUACACAUGAGCCAACUGCAAUAGUCUCUAAAUAACAAUGGUGGGGGAGUAUCAAAGAGAAAAGGUCAAAGCAUAUAGUAUCACUAGAAGAAAAGAAGAAUGAGCUCCUAAGAGAGAUCAUAUUCUGAAUCACCUACCUUACUUUCCAAUAGUAAUAUUAUGUCAACAACUUCUGCUGUUAAUAAGGUUGAGAGAAAUAUUUAAGUCCCAUUUAGAUCAAAGACAAGUACGCCCUGCUAAAAGAUCAAAAGCAUGAUUGAAAUCUAGUCAAAUUAGUUUGAACUUCUAAACGAUUAUCUUUAAGACUAGAGAUUGCCGAUUGACCAGGAUAAUUCGAAUGUUUCUGCCAAAAAGCUAAAGACUUAGAGUCAUCAUGUUCAUAACUGCAAUAGAAAGCAGUAUAAGGAAAUGCAUCAAUAUCAUUAGUUUGAGGACAGACUGACCUAAAGUGAUGCUAAUUUCAAGGAUUACAUUACCCAGGACAUUGAUUAGUCAAUGAUGAUGAAAGGAAGCGACACUUAAAUGAACUAGAUGAAUAAGAUGAAAAAGCAACAAGACAAAGAGAAUACGAUGAUUGAUGGAACAGUAUACACAAGAGCUACAGAUGAGAAUGGAGUACACAAUAGUGGUUUCACACCUCAGUAAAUGAAUAGAGCUUAGCACUAAUCUAUGAUAUUCUAGAAUCCUAAAGGUCAUGACACAUUUAUGAGGAGAAUGAGUAAUAUUGAAAUAUCACCCAGAUAGCAAGAUAAUGGCGACAAAGAAAAUCAACAUAAUUACUGGUCAACAAAUAUUUUAUCUGGAGGUAGAAACAUUGAAAAUGAAACCUAUGAAUAAACCUAGAAAUGCCCAGAGGUCUUUUAGCUCACUAGCCGUAGAGAUAUGACUUUAAACAAUAUAAAGAAUGAGAUAAGCUCUUUAGAUUAAGAAAUUAUAGAACUUUAGCAUAAUUUAGACAAAGCGAUUAAGUUUGAAAACAUUCAAAGUAGCCUUUACGAUUAGUAGCAGCUACUUCUACAAUAAUAAUAUCUCCAUUAGCAAUUGCCUUAAAAACUGAUAAGAGAUUAAUGA
Stylonychia lemnae is the source of this 3858-nucleotide messenger RNA. NCBI's taxonomy places the organism in Eukaryota, Ciliophora, Spirotrichea, Sporadotrichida, Oxytrichidae. The record is from the annotation of a GenBank genome assembly.